Messenger RNA from Asterias rubens (European starfish), 3419 nucleotides. RefSeq lists its product as uncharacterized. The transcript has 4 exons. Lineage: Eukaryota; Metazoa; Echinodermata; Asteroidea; Forcipulatida; Asteriidae. The record is from RefSeq and is a predicted model, not a curated record. Bases 51 to 1457 code for a protein of 468 amino acids.
CAACAACUGCUACAAGAUCUGCGGAUUAGGGUACAAGAACUACAGAAAUCAUGGCUUGGUGGUCGUUAGGUGUUUUCCUGCUCGCCAUCAGUUUGCCUUCCCCGUUGAUAGCUUCAUAUUUCCCCGAGGCAAUCUUCGGCACACCGGUCAAAGCGUCCGUAGUCUCCUACGAGAAGGACUCUCUGGACUUCCGUGGCCAGCCCGUCUACCGGAUCGAGUUCACGGUACGGACUGAGGGUGGCGAGGAGGUGGAGGGGUUCAUCCACCGCAGCUUCGCCGACUUCCAGCACUUUGACUCCCUCAAGUCAUGGUACUACAAGGAGCUGCGUCUACCAGCAAACACCGGCAACACCCUGGCGAACCUGGACGCCUACAUGAAAGCCUCAAUCACGGACUAUGACUCUCUUGCUCAGACGACCCUCUACGGCGACUUCCUGGGAAUAAACUGGGAUGGGAACGAUAUCAAGUACCUCAAGAACUUCUUGACGUUCAUGAAGUUCUUGCUGUCCGAUCGUCUACCUAUUUUCCCACCAGAGCCGCCCGUGUUCGACACCGAAAAGGACGCUCUGGUCCCCGUGAUGCCGUUCGAAAACUACAUCUUCAUGCGUUCCUUCCGUUUCGAGGACAUCGGGUUCGAAGCUUUCUCGGAGUAUUACCAGAAUUACGUAGCGACGUUGCCGGUGUUCGCUGGGGCAGAGGACGAUUCGGAUGUCUGGGCGCCUGGUAUGGUCACCCCAAUGAAGUACCCGUACCACUACGAUAAGACCUACGUCCACUUCACCCCCGGGGGUUACCUGAACGGACGCAGUGUCCGUAUGUCUUACAGCACCUACAAUAAGUUCAACUUUGAGAACGAGGUAAUUUUGAAGCCGUGGUUUCAGCAGCUGCAUGGUCGUCGAGCGCCGAAGAGAAUAUUGGACGUGGGAACCGGGAACUGUGGUUCGGCUUUCGUCUUGGGGGAGAUAUUUCCUCAAGCUGAGGUCAUCGGUAUUGACUUGGCACCAGCUUACAUCAGAUUCUGCCGUCUCUGGAAGGAACAACGCGGCGCCAAGAACGUCUUCUUCUACCAGGCUAACGGCGAGAUGACCCCGUUCGAGUCAGGCUCGUUUGACCUGAUUCAGUUUACGUACGUCCUCCACGAGAUGCCGCAAGAGAACAGCAAGAGGGUCUUACGGGAGAUCCAUCGGCUGCUGAAGCCGGGCGGUGUGGUCAGCGGCUUUGACGUUUUGUAUUGGAAGGAUCCAGAGUGGCGAAAUAUGAACGUCGAAAGUAACACAUAUGGCGUCGACUGGAACUCCACUGCUCAGCAUGGUCCCGAGCCAUACAUGGACGAAUACCAGAAUGGAUUACAACUUCCAAGCUACCUUCAGGAGAUAGGAUUCCAGAUUCAACAUAACAUCCGUUACAGUAACGUGGAUGGGAUUUACGUGGCGCGCAAACCGCAUUUCCAUCUGUAAAGUUUCUUUUCAAAAACCAACAGAUACAAGUAAUAUAACAAGAAACAAUAUUUGUAAUCCAGAAGAUGUUAAAUUCUGUAAUCCAGUAGGAAGACUAACUGUAUACUGAACGCAUUUGCCAUAUGAUGUAAUACUGCAGGCUGGCAAACUUUAUCAUUCAACACCAUAGUGGAUGGUAUUGAAUGGUCAGACAGUAGGAGGGUUGACUGUCUACUGUGAAUAUACCGUCAUCACAUGAUAUAAUUUUGUAGGCUGACAUGGUUAAUAUAUCAAUCACUCAAAACAACAGUGGUUGAUAUUGAGUGGACAGACAGUGGGAGGGUUGGCUGUAUACAUGCAUUCAACACAUUAUAUCAUAUUGAAGGCUGCGAUGAAAUCUAUUAUUCAUAACCACAGUGGUUAAUAUUGAAAGGUCAGACAGUAAGAGGGUAUCAGAAAGUUCAAGGUUUGUAGAAAUUACCAACCAACGCUUUCCAUCUCCUAAAAUUGAAACAAGCUUUGGUUUCACUCCUUUAAGCCAAAAUGUUCACGAAGUACAAAUAAUCAAUUCAAUGUAAGAUUUUUAUGUUUAAUAUUUUAAUACAACCUCAAAGUAUUGCACUUUACUUUGACAAGUAAAAUCUCUGAGUUGUCAGGGAAACAGAAAGAAAUAAUAAUGAUAAUAAGCCAUACUUAUGUGAAGAAUAAACAGCACAUACAGUCUUUUGUUAAAUGAUUAAACAUAUGAAUUAACAAGGUAAUUAAUUAACCUAUCCGUCAUGGUGUGGUUAAAACAAAUAAAAGAUAAUUGUGUUUGUAUUUCAAGCACUUGAUUAAAAAAGUAAAUACAAAACAAACUUUAAAUGGCUAGAAUUUCUCCUGUGGUUACUGUAAUAUUCUUAACUGUCUUAAAAUCUCAACCUUGCUUAGCUUAAAUCAAUUAAACUAAUGUAAUAGUACACAAGUAAUGAAUGUUUGUGAGUGCAAUGAUGCGAAUAUGUACAUGAGUUGAAAGACGGAAUAUUUCCAUUCAACGAUGCCGAGUCAAGUUGAAUGGAACAUUCCAUCUUUCUCUCAAAAACAUUCUCUCAAAUGCCUGAAUGCAAAAUAUUAAUUUUAUAUUCGUUUUAUAUAGCAUCCAUCUAGUAAAUCUUGGCGAUUUGGAGCAAAAAAACAAAAUAACAUUUCCAAAAUAACGUAGGCCUAAUUCUGCUAUUUCCACCAACAAAACAAGAGCCUUUGACCUACCGUUUACAGCGCAUGCACGCACAUGGUUCAACAGGCACUUGAUGUACCAAUAUGUAUAUGACAUCUGAUGAGAGCGCGUGGUGGUAGUAGAUAGUACCAGAAAUAUUGCGAAUAAUGAGUCCUGAAGUGUGACCUCCAACUCCAAAUCCAAGAUAUAAAUUUACUUGAGUCUUAUAACCAACCAAUAUUAUAAACAAAAUAGCAUGUAUGUGGUACUCCAUGCUAAAACCAGGCACUUCUGGCCAAACAGCAGAAGUAUGUUGUAUUUUAUUUGAUUCAACCCUCACACCCCUAGGUGUGUCAGCACUCUAUACUCCGUACUUUCCUCGAGUUCUGUGCAAAAAAUUCACUGGCACGUUACUCGGGUGGGAUUCACACCCACGACUGUUGCUAUUCUAGGGCAGAUGUCCCAUUUGCUCAUUCUAUAGAUGAGCAGAACUUACAAGUAACUCCUAAUAACUCCACAAUACCUUACAGAGUCGCUAAAUUUCAACAAACCUGGCCGGAGUGGGCUCCGUAUCGGCCAGAAUCUAACAAUCCCUCGCACACACAAAAUGGCAGGGGACCGGUCCUUUUCAGUCGCUGGUCCCCGGUGCUGGAACGCCCUACCAAGUCAUAUUCGGAACACCAACACACUCCAGACAUUCAAGAGUAAAUUAAAAACAUAUCUAUUCUCAUAAUCGUCUUUUCCGUAGCACUCUUCCAGCGCAUUGAAUUUUGUAAAAUGCGCUUUAU